AUGUGGGGUUAUGUAUCAGAUGUGCUCUACUGGCUGCCGUCAGCGUUGCUGGCGAUUCCAACUUUGUUGUUGAUUUUUAUAGCGGUGGGGUUGAGCUAUGGAUUCUUCCGGCAGAGUUUGUCCUCGUGGUCGUGGCGCCACAUUUUUUCCCUCACUCGUAUGUCAUUUCGCGAAAAGCAGCUGCUGGCCUCCAUGCAGGCGGAGGAGUUGGUGGAGGCGGCGCUGCGCUCGGCUGGUUGGAAGCAUGUGUUUCUUCGCCGCCGCGUGCCUGUGCAGCGCCUCGGGCACAACCGCGAAAUUGACGUCGUUGCAGUGGGCCCGGUUGUGCUUGUGGUGGAGGUGAAACACUGGCGUGGCUCUGUGUGGAGCAAUGGACCACGGUGGUUUCAGCGCGCCAGCGAUUCUAGGCGAGCAUUGGAGUUUGAAGAUAUUCAGGAGGACAACUUGGUGAAGGCUGCCGCACUCCGCCGCUUCAUCGAGAACGACAGGCGCAUCCCCUUGUCGGACUACCACACGGUCGCGGACAGUCUGCGGAGCGCCAAGGGCGACAAGGUGAGUGCGGCGCAGGGGUAUGGCACGUGGUACACUGACCGCCGUGUACACAAACAAUGUGGUGAGCUCGUUGUACCAGUAGUUGUUUUCACAAACCCUGCGGUGAAGCUGGACCCCAGCACUGUCAAAUUGAAGAAAUGCGUGUUUGAUCUUCCAGCUUUCGAGGCGUAUGCCCGUAAACUUAUGCGUGACAUGCGCAGUCCAUCAACUUUUAGGUCGCCUUGGGGAAGUUUCGUGCGAUUUCUGAAACGUGUGUUUUUUAGAUCCAUGACAACUACCUCGUCUGCUCUUUCACCCGAAGAGGAGGAGCGUGUGGCUUCUGAAAUUGAGAAGAUUCGGACGUGGGAUAUGAUUUAUCUUCACAACGGCCGCCUGCUCCACGGAGAUGUGAGGGAGCUUGAUCUCCCCUCGAUGCAAUGCCGCUUCGAGCGCAAGCACCUGCUAGAUGUGGAGAUCAGGUGGUUUGACGGUAUUCUGGGAUUUGUGCGGAGCUUGUGGGAGGGUGGCGGAGGACUCGUGCGCGUGCGACUCGCCGCUGCCCAGCGGGUGGCGAUGCGGCGCAGCGAAAUUGCGUUUCCCAUCGCGCGGCGGAACAUUCGGCGCAUAGGGUGCAACGAUCGGGUGAUUGUGAAGCUGGCCGGCACACUGACGAUAGAGACUGUGCCCUUGGCUGACAUUCGCACGAUUCGGUUCAGCCACCACAUGGAGGAGUCCCACAAAUAA
This is a messenger RNA of Trypanosoma grayi, 1275 nucleotides long. RefSeq lists its product as hypothetical. The record is from RefSeq and is a predicted model, not a curated record. NCBI's taxonomy places the organism in Eukaryota, Euglenozoa, Kinetoplastea, Trypanosomatida, Trypanosomatidae. The transcript has a single exon. The coding region runs from base 1 to 1275 and encodes 424 amino acids.